Molecule: messenger RNA, 1807 nt
Organism: Olea europaea var. sylvestris
Lineage: Eukaryota; Viridiplantae; Streptophyta; Magnoliopsida; Lamiales; Oleaceae
Product: low-temperature-induced cysteine proteinase-like
Exons: 6
Coding region: 61-1491 (476 amino acids)
Cellular component (GO): lysosome
Molecular function (GO): cysteine-type endopeptidase activity
Source: RefSeq, a predicted model, not a curated record
AGUUUUCCUUUAUAGUUCACUCUUCUCCUCCACCCACUAAAGAUCCAAUCCAAACCAAGCAUGGCUGCUGCGAUUUCAUCAACUAUGGCUAUCCUUUUCCUCUUCCUCUUCACUCUGUUCUUGGCAAAAACAAAUGCAUCGGACAUGUCCAUAAUCUCGUACGAUGAGCAAAACAACCUUAAUGGUCCGAUUUUGCGGUCUCACGACGAGGUCAUGUCGAUGUACGAGGCGUGGAUAGUGAAGCACUCGAAGUCAUAUAAUGCUUUGGGAGAGAAGGAGAAGAGGUUUCAGAUUUUUAAGGAUAAUCUGAGGUACAUAGAUGAGCAUAACGCUAAAGGUAACCAGACAUAUAAGCUAGGUCUGAACCGGUUUGCUGAUCUGACCAAUGAGGAGUACCGGAGCAAGUAUUUAGGUAGGAAAAUUGACGCUAAUCGGACAUUUCCUAGAGUCAAAAGUAACCGGUACGAUCUGAAGGACGAUGACAGUUUGCCGGACUCGAUCGACUGGAGAGAUAAAGGCGCUGUGAAUCCGAUCAAAGAUCAAGGAAGCUGUGGGAGUUGCUGGGCAUUUUCAACUAUUGCUUCUGUAGAAGGAAUAAACCAUAUUAAGACAGGUGAAUUGGUGUCUUUAUCGGAGCAAGAACUGGUUGACUGUGAUAGAUCAUAUAACGAAGGCUGUGACGGAGGCCUUAUGGACUAUGCAUUCGAUUUCAUAAUAAGAAAUGGUGGCAUUGACACUGAAGAAGAUUAUCCUUAUAAAGGCUACGAUGACAAAUGUGACCAAUACAGGAAAAAUGCCAGGGUUGUGUCCAUUGAUAGUUAUGAAGACGUAGCUCCAUAUAACGAAAAGGCACUAAAGAAGGCGGUUGCAAAUCAACCAGUGAGCAUUUCUAUGGAAGGUUCAGGGAUCGACUUCCAGUUAUAUGAAUCGGGCAUAUUCACUGGAAAGUGUGGCACUUCUUUAGACCAUGGUGUGAAUGCUGUCGGAUAUGGCACCGAAGAUGGUCUUGAUUACUGGAUUAUUAGAAACUCGUGGGGUGAAUAUUGGGGAGAAAAGGGCUACAUCAGGAUGCAGCGUAAUGUGGCUGCCAAAUCCGGUCUAUGUGGAAUAGCCAUGGAGCCAUCUUACCCAAUCAAGACUAGCAAAAAUCCACCAAACCCAGGUCCGUCUCCUCCAUCUCCAUCCAAGCCUGACAAUAUUUGUGAUGAGUUUUCUGUAUGCCCCGAGAGCGAUACUUGCUGCUGUCUCGAGGAAUUACUUGGCUCGUGCUUUAUCUGGGGAUGCUGCCCUCUCGAGGGUGCCACAUGUUGUGAAGACAAUGCCAGUUGCUGUCCUCAUAGGUACCCUGUGUGUCACAUAUCUUCAGGAACCUGUUCACUGAGCAAGGGCAACCCGUUUGGAGUGAAGGCACUGAUGCGUGUUCGUGCACAGCGAAUUGGAACCUCUCGCAGUAUUGAGGGAAGAACAGCAGUUCUUGAAGAAACAUCGUAGAUCUUAACCUAGCGGAUGAGAUAGGAAAGUGCUUCACUGCAAUCUCUAUCCCAUAUUUCACCCGUUGGGUCGACAAGGUCGCAGCAUAAUGAUAUCUAGUAUCUUUUUAUCUAUAAUUCUAGUACUUUGAUUUAGCAACAAAAACAGGGCUAUUGUUUCUUCACUGCCCAGUGUAGUAGUUUAUAUUUCGUUUACGCUUGAUGUUGGUGGUUUAGCACAUUUCUUACUCGUCUUUGUAAUUUCGUAUGUGAUAAAUGGCUUGAUUUCCGCUAGUAUCGAUCAGCUUGAAUGAACACUGGAAUUUGGUUGGUUUGAA